Molecule: messenger RNA, 372 nt
Organism: Colletotrichum navitas
Lineage: Eukaryota; Fungi; Ascomycota; Sordariomycetes; Glomerellales; Glomerellaceae
Exons: 1
Coding region: 101-298 (65 amino acids)
Source: RefSeq, a predicted model, not a curated record
CUGGCAUCCACCCUCGAGUGUGAAUGUGGGGAUCCGUCUCGGCUGGUUUGCGUGAGGAGUGGAGCAGGGGCUGGGGGGCCGUUGCUGGUGGCUGCCGGUAAUGGCGAGUGUGUGGUUGUUGCCGUCUCUGUUGUUUUCGACUACGACGACGAUGAUGAUGGUGGUGGUGAUGGCCAUGAACUCACGGAACGAUGGCGAGCUAUCGGCGAUUUACAGAGGUACUUGGUUUACUGCGGCUAGGCUUACCUAUCUACUCUAUCGGCGAGGUAUCUGUGUACCUAUGUAUUGCGAUGGGUGACAAGGUGGACCCGAGGGCAGAGGUACACUUGUUCGAUGUCUACCAUGGUGUAAGUCAGAUGUAAACGGAACAGG